AAAUGUAAAGCCGAACCAAAGAAGUGAGUGAGUAGAAGAAGGCGAAAGACGAUCGAAUGGAAUGUGAAUGUAUUAUUGUUCACAGUGAAGGACCAGGAGUCCUUUUGAUGGUGAUGAAAGGUAGGACAGAUGACAGGAGGGAUUGAUGAAUGUUCGGAUAGACAAUCAAGUUACCUUUUUAUAUAUCUACUUUCUUGUCCCGGUAAAUUACACUGGAAUGAACCAACCCUUCAUAAAUAUUCCAGAUCUGAUCGUCAUGCAGAUGCAAGUAUGAAUGUAUGCUAUUUCUUCCCCAGUCUUCACUAUACCCAACCAGGAAGGUAUGAAGUAUGUAGUAGUUGCAUAUAUGCAUAUGCUGUAGUAAAGGGUACCAUGCCACAAAAAAGAAAUCAUCACGUUUCCUGCUAUAAUAAGCAAUGGUUAGAGCCACAAAUGAUGAUAAUGAUUGGCGUGAAUGCAUGACUUCCCCUGUUUGUGUUUGAUCCACAAGACAUGCAAAAAGGCGCGAGAAGGAAAAAGGAAGAUCAAAGAG
Molecule: messenger RNA, 532 nt
Organism: Meira miltonrushii
Lineage: Eukaryota; Fungi; Basidiomycota; Exobasidiomycetes; Exobasidiales; Brachybasidiaceae
Exons: 1
Coding region: 130-462 (110 amino acids)
Source: RefSeq, a predicted model, not a curated record